Myzus persicae (green peach aphid) is the source of this 1181-nucleotide messenger RNA. Its product is annotated as zinc finger MYM-type protein 1-like. The record is from RefSeq and is a predicted model, not a curated record. Lineage: Eukaryota; Metazoa; Arthropoda; Insecta; Hemiptera; Aphididae. The transcript has 3 exons. The annotation marks the transcript as partial.
UGUCUGGUGAAUUAAAAGAUCGAGAUCCUGCAUUGAAUGUCAAUGCAUACAAUCUGAUUGCUAAUAACUUUGGCCCAUACCAACCAAAAGAUAUUCAGUUUCCACGAUGGCUAGAGUACAGUCCAAUUAACGAUGCAGCCUUCUGUUUUUAUUGUCGAUGCUUUCCACCAUCUAAUAAAUAUAAUGAAUUAGCUUAUACAUUACAUGGUUUCAAAACAUGGUCUAGAGCGACAAAAUCAUUUAAAGAUCAUGAAAAUAGUGCCUCUCACAAAGAAGCUAGUGUUAAAGUGAGUGGAUUUCGUUCAAGUAAAAAAGUUGGGAAUAUUGCAUCGAAUGGCAUAGCUAUACGUGGCCAUAAUGAAAGUGAAGAUUCAUUAAAUAAGGGUAAUUUUCUUGAACUUUUACACCUCAGAGCUAAAAAUAACAACAUUUUGCAAGAAUAUUUUUUACAAAAAGAACAUCAUUACAGAUAUACCAAUGGCACUUACCUCAAUGAAUUUAUUGAUAUAAUGUCAAGUCAAGUUAUUAGAAAUAUAACUUUAGAUAUAAGAAAAGCUAAUAUAUAUAGUAUUUUAAUCGAUGAAACUCAAGAUCUAUCGAGACAUGAGCAAGUUGCUUUUAUUAUUCGGCAUGUUGAUGAAGUAUUUGAACCAAAGGAGGUAUUUUUAGGGUUCUAUAAAACAAAUCGCACUGAUGGAGAAACUCUUGCUAAUUUAGUUAAGGAAGUACUACGUAAUAAUAAUCUACAAAUUGAAAACUUACGUGGACAGUGUUAUGAUGGUGCGGCUGCCAUGCGUGGGCGUUAUAAUGGUGUACAAGCGAAAAUCCGUGAAAUAAAUCCACUUGCGAUGUACGUGCAUUGUUAUGCUCAUAUAUUGAACUUGUGUCUAAUUGAUUUAGCUAAACAGUUAUCUUAUGUCAGAAAUACUUUUGGAUCUUUACAGUCUUUACAUAAUUUUAUUGGAGCUUCGUCAAAACGCAAUGCUAUUUUUGAAACCAUACAGUCAGAAACUGCUUGUACAAGUAAAUCAGUGAGUCUCAAAAGUCUUUGUGAAACAAGAUGGAAUUGUCGCACGGAUGCUUUAAAUUCUGUAUUUACAAAUUUUAGUACAAUAAUUAAUACUCUAGAACAUAUUUCUGAUAAUGACAUAACUCCGGAUCUGAAGCUAAAUCAUUACUAA